Messenger RNA from Camelina sativa (false flax), 1016 nucleotides. Its product is annotated as E3 ubiquitin-protein ligase SINA-like 11. Gene Ontology annotation, molecular function: zinc ion binding. Lineage: Eukaryota; Viridiplantae; Streptophyta; Magnoliopsida; Brassicales; Brassicaceae. The record is from RefSeq and is a predicted model, not a curated record.
CAAAAAAACAAAAGUGUGAAGACUAGUAAACCUAAUUUGAUUACCUAAUUAUAAUUGAUAAUGGUUUGUAAAAGCAUUCUCUCGCAAAAGAGGCAACGUACAGAGAAUGAAACACGAUCGGCCAAGUUGUCGGAUCUUGAUGUUCUUGAUUGUCCGGUUUGCUUCGAGCCGCUCACAGUUCCUACCUUCCAGUGUGAUGAUGGACAUCUAGUUUGCAGUUUAUGCUUAGCCAAAGUGAGUAACAAGUGCCCUGGUCCUGGGUGUGAUUUACCCAUUGGUAAUAAGCGAUGUAUCCCAAUGGAGAAGGUUAUUGAAGCAGCCUUUGUUCCAUGUCGAAAUGCUGAGUUUGGUUGCACAAACAGUUUCUCUUAUGGGAAAGUGUCAAGUCAUGAAAAGGAAUGCAACUACUCUCAAUGCUCUUGCCCUAACCUCGAUUGCAAUUACAUUGGCUCAUACACCAGCAUCUACAGUCACUAUAUUUCUAGCCAUCUUUACGAAAACAUGACUUGUUCCUUUCGUUCGUCUGCCCUUGUUCGGAUAAACAUUAACGAAAAGGUUUUAGUUCUUUAUGAAGAUAUGGAGAAACUAUUAUUUGUGGUUCAGUGUUUCAGGGAGAAACAAGGUGUUUAUGUUACUCUUCGAAGUAUUGCAUCAUCAACUCCAAAAGAGAAGAUUUCGUACUGGCUUUCCUGUAAUGUUGAUGGACACACACUUGCUUACAAAUCACCAGAAAUGAAGAGGUUUCUUGAAGUGAGUUCUCAUCAAAUCCCCGAAGAGAGUUACAUAUUUUUCCCUAACAGUUUAUUGUGUGGUGAAAUGUUGGAGAUGAGUCUUUCCAUCGUGAUUUUCGACGGAGAGUGGCUCUAGAUAUGAUUUGGUUUGCCGUUAAGACUUACGAGACGUUCAAUUUCUUAGUUGUUUAAGACCUUGUUUGUACUUUGUAGUAGUAGUAGUAGUACAGUACCUCUCUUUGAUUUAUGGAUAGAAAUAUAAAUCAGACGACGCCAUUACCUCCU